UUUUAUAAAAAUUUCCCCUCGCAUCACGGGUUUCAGUUGUUACUAGCUAUUCGAACCCGUGCACGUGCGAAUACAUCGAUACAGCUAGACUUCCGCCUUCCAACAAAAGCUGCAACCAUAAAACUUGACUUUCUCUUUCCGAUCCGCCAAUAAAAUUACUAGUGGCAGCGGGGGUUGUCAAUUUACUAUAAAGUCUCACUGCGCCAUCUUGCUUUGAUUCAGCGGUCCAGCAUUCGCAGCAUGACCGAUAAUCUAGAACCUAUUCUCAACAAUGACAAAAAUUUAGUGAGUCAUUCACCAUUUCUUAGACUCAAGAGCUGGCAAUGGUGGCUUUUGGUGGCAAUCAACAUUUUCUUCCUCAUUGCUGGCCAGGCUGCUGCAGUUCUUCUGGGGAGAUUUUAUUAUGAUCAGGGUGGAAAUAGUAAAUGGAUGGCAACUCUUGUGCAAACUGCUGGCUUCCCAAUCCUUUUCAUCCCUUUGUUUCUUCUUCAUCCCUCUCAGGACGCUUCAACAUCUUCCACGUCACCUUCCAUCAAAACUCUUGCUUUGCUCUAUUUUGUUCUUGGAGUACUUGUAGCUGGGGACAAUAUGUUGUAUUCUGUUGGGCUCUUGUACCUCUCAGCCUCUACUUACUCCCUUAUUUGUGCCACCCAAUUAGCUUUCAAUGCAGUUUUUUCUUACUUCUUUAAUUCGCAGAAGUUCACUGCUCUAAUUCUGAACUCUGUGGUCAUCCUCUCAUUGUCUGCUGCUCUCAUUGCAGUCAAUGAUGGUUCAGAAGGACCAUCAGGAGUUUCUACGGGGAAGUUUCUCCUUGGCUUCCUCUGCACCCUUGGAGCUUCUGCUCUUUACUCUCUUUUGCUCUCCCUUAUGCAACUUUCUUUUCAGAAGGUUUUGAAAAAGGAAACUUUUUAUGUGGUUUUGGAAAUGCAAAUAUAUACAUCAAUUGUUGCCAGUUGUGUUUCGGCUGUGGGUCUCUUUGCAAGUGGGGAAUGGAAGAGUUUGCACCAUGAGAUGGAGGGCUUCAACAAUGGGAGAGUUUCUUAUGUGCUGACUUUGGUUUGGACUGCUGUAACUUGGCAAGUGUGUGCUGUUGGUGUUGUGGGCUUGAUUUUUGUUGUGUCUUCUCUCUUCUCCAACGUAAUCAGUACUCUAUCUUUGGCUGUUACUCCUCUAGCUGCUCUGGUAGUUUUUCAUGACAAGAUGAAUGGUGUGAAGGUAAUUGCUAUGCUCCUGGCUCUCUGUGGUUUUGCCUCUUAUAUUUAUCAAAAUUAUAUAGAUGAUAAGAAGGCAAGGAGGUCACAUACCGAUGUUCAGGAAAGCCAUGAUUAUUCUUCAUGCUAAUGAUUUUUAUGCAUAGAACUGACUAUCAUGGAUAGUCUUUUAUCAUUUUUUUUACUGCAAUUAUACCAUUCAGUCUCUUUUUCUCCUUUCAUCUCAAACGCAGUUAUUAGCCUUCGCUAAAGCUUUGAGAUUUAUCCAAAUUGAGACACAUUUCAGAAGCCAUUUCAGAUUUGAAUGCGGUCUUCUGUGGCAUAGGAAAAUUAAAUGUACCAAACCAUUGCUUUGAUUUGCAGAAUUAUAGGAUGCCUAUUGUUACUAAGGUAGAGGAGGCUUUCAUUUAAAUUGACUUGUUUAGUGAGUAGAGUUGUGCAGAAACAACAAAAUUGACUUGUUUAGUGAGGAGAAUGAAUUUCUGCAGGAAGCCAAUUGAACAACAAAAUCUACUUCUUUUGAUAGCCAUGCAAAUUUCAAUGAAUGUGUAUGAAGGGAAAUGUCCCUUGGAAAUCUCAACACCACGCC
Messenger RNA from Durio zibethinus, 1800 nucleotides. The record is from RefSeq and is a predicted model, not a curated record. Lineage: Eukaryota; Viridiplantae; Streptophyta; Magnoliopsida; Malvales; Malvaceae.